GGAUUAAGAGGGAUGGCGAGGUUGGUGUGCUAUGCUUGGCUACUAGGUAUGGUAUCCCAGGUAUGGAGAAGAGACGGAGAGCAGGGGUUCUUGUUGCAUAUCUUAAGGUAUCGUCGACACUCAGCUUUGGGAUUUAGCAUCACGUGCCAGUGUACGGGUGAGAGGAGAGGGGGUUUUGUUGCACGUCGCACCACUGCCAAGCGUCGGGGUGUUGAAAGUCGUUUUGAUGAUGUGGCUGUGGGAUUGAGCAUCACGUGCAAGUACUUGUGAUGUGGUGAGA
Molecule: messenger RNA, 280 nt
Organism: Amorphotheca resinae ATCC 22711
Lineage: Eukaryota; Fungi; Ascomycota; Leotiomycetes; Helotiales; Amorphothecaceae
Exons: 1
Coding region: 13-270 (85 amino acids)
Source: RefSeq, a predicted model, not a curated record